AUGGCCUUGAACAAUUCAUCGAAUGUCCUCGCUCUACUUACUCCUGAAAAUAAGGCCUCCUUCGCAUCCUUUGCCCAAUUAUGUGCGGAGAGCGAUAAUUUGGUCCGGCUAGAGGGCCUUGAAAAUCAAGACCUACGCGAUGGAUUAUCGGAUCCGCCAACUCUCUUACGAUUUCUUACUGCCCGUCAAUUCGAUCCGGCUGCGGCGCUCAAGCAAUUCCAGGAAGCAUGUCAGUUCCGCUACGACAAGCACAUCCUUAGACUCUAUGAUUUAGUCGAGAUUGCGGAUUAUGAGCAAUCGCGACAAUUUUACCCCCAUUGGACAGGUCGUAGAGACAAGGAAGGGCUACCUAUCUGCAUGUUUGAUAUUGCUCAUUUUGACAAAGAAAACUUGGCAUGCUGGGACAAGACACGCAAAACCGCCAGCUGGGCCUAUUCACAAUCUGGAAAAGCUCAAGCCCCAAAGGCCGACAUGUGGCAACUGGCAUCUGUGUUACAGGACACUUUGAUCCGUUUCAUUUUCCCCCUUUGCUCGGUGAUGCAGGAUAGGCCGAGGCCAUUGGUCCCCAUUACGAGCUGCAUAGGUAUUGUGGAUGGAUCUAGCCUUGGGUUAAAGCUGGGUUGGAGUUUAAGAUUUUUUGCUCAAGAAAUCAGUUGGCUUUUAUCAACAUGCUACCCAGAGACUAUUACACGUAUCUUUGUAUGCAAUGCGCCUCCUUAUUUCUCCACAAUCUGGAAAUACUUGAAACCAUGGGUCGACCCUCGCACGGCAGAAAAGGUGGUAAUUCUUAUGAGCGCGGACGUUUUGCCUACCCUCAGAGAGUAUAUUGAUGAUGUUAACAUCCCAACUGCUUUUGGCGGUAGCCUCCUUUUCAAGCACGGAAUGCGUCCACUUCUGGACGAGCAUGUUUGCGACCAUUUCAACUGGGACCUGCCGGAACGAUCUCUGCCUCCUGGUCCUAUCAAAUGGAUUAAAGAUGCUGAUGGUAACAUGGCAGCAUUGGCCGUUGGCGGCGAGAAAGGGUUUCAAAGGAGCGAAUUGAUUGCGACACGGAGUCGCGUUGACAAUUAG
Penicillium atrosanguineum is the source of this 1071-nucleotide messenger RNA. RefSeq names its product SEC14 family lipid-binding protein. The record is from RefSeq and is a predicted model, not a curated record. Lineage: Eukaryota; Fungi; Ascomycota; Eurotiomycetes; Eurotiales; Aspergillaceae. The coding region runs from base 1 to 1071 and encodes 356 amino acids. The transcript is spliced from 4 exons.